AUGAUUCUUUUUAUAUAUUACAUAAUUAGUCAACCAAUUACAGAGGCAUUUCGUAAUAAUGCUGACCAAUGUUGCGAACAAGGACGCAUUCAAGCGGAGCGUACUAAAACAUGUACUGUAACAUUACAAACGUUAAUAACAGAAAAUGUUAAAAAUCAUUCAACCAAUUGUCGUUUUUUAACACAUAUUUGUUGUUUAUCAAAUUUACGUAGUUAUUUUUGUGAAGAAGGUUUAAAAACAGCUCUUCGUUUAUUACCAUGUAAUCAAACAAAACUUGAAUCAAAAGAUUCUUAUCAGAUAUGUUGUAAAUGUUGCGAGUUAGGUGUUCGAGCAGGUCGAGAUAAAGAAGAUUGUGAGCCGGUGACUGUACUUGAUGAACAAUGUGGUGAACAAUUUACUAAUUGUUGUCAAAAAGCAAAAUCUUUAAAUUGUGAUAUUGGUUUUGAAAUGGAUAAUGAUGAACGAUGUAAAGAUAUUGAUGAAUGUCUCUUAAAUCCAUGUCCAAAAACAAUGAAAUGUGAAAAUACACCAGGUAGUUUUCGAUGUGUUGAAGGAUGUGAAUUUGGUUACACGUGGUCAAUUAAACAUGGAGCAUGUCGAGAUAUUGAUGAAUGUGCUCUUUAUAAACAUAAUUGUACAUAUGGACAUCGUUGUGAGAAUAUGCCAGGCUCAUUUAGAUGUAUUCGUGAAAGAAAUUGUGGAACUGGUUAUCAAGUUGAUCCUGUCACACAGACAUGCGUAGAUGUUGAUGAAUGUGAACAAGAUAUUGAUGAACCUGGAUAUAUUUGUAAAAAUGUUCCAGGAACAUACAAAUGUGUACCACAAAAUUGUACAUUUGGUGAAAAAUUUAACGCUUUCUAUGGUCGUUGUGAAAAGAUUCAAUGUCGUUCAGGUUUUAAUGUAACAGUAAUGGGAAAAUGUGCUGAUAUAAAUGAAUGUGCUCAAAAUCCGAGUCCAUGUAAACUUGGUGAACGUUGUGAUAAUACACCAGGUUCUUAUCGUUGUGUACAAACAUUUGCUUGUGCAAAUGGUCUUCAAAUGAAAGAUCUUCAAUGUCUAGAUAUUGAUGAAUGUGCUAUUGGUAAUCAUACGUGUCUUCCACCAGCAACAUGUAAAAAUACGUAUGGAUCAUUUUAUUGUCAAUGUCCAACUGGUUUUAUAUUUAAAUCUGGUGUUUGUAUUGAUGAGGAUGAAUGUUCAAGAGGAAGUACAAUAUGUCCAAUAAAUUCAUUCUGUCGUAAUACUCCAGGAUCAUAUAUUUGUGAUUGUGUUUCUGGAUAUAAAAUGAUAGCUGAACGAGCUUUUUGUGAAGAUAUUAAUGAAUGUGAAAUUUCACCACAUACAUGUGAACAAAGAUGUAUUAAUGUUCAAGGUUCAUAUUAUUGCUUAUGUAAGGAAGGUUAUCGAUUAAAUAACGAUAAACAAACAUGUCGAGAUCUUGAUGAAUGUUCAAUGAUUGCAAAUUUAUGUCAAUAUCAUUGUGUUAAUACACCUGGAUCAUAUAAAUGUAUAUGUCCAUCAGGUUUUACAGUGGAGCGAGGACGUCAUUGUCAAGAUAUUGAUGAAUGCCAUCUUGGUACACAUAAUUGUCGUACUGAUGAUAUUUGUGUUAAUCUUCGUGGUAAUUUUCGUUGUUAUUCUAUUGAUUGUCCUCAAGGUUAUGAAAAAUUCGGAAAUAAUCGAUGUCAAUUAAGUACACAAUGGUGUCAUGAACAUCAAAAUGAUACAAAUUUACGUUGUACAAUUAAUAAACCAUAUAAAUACGUUUAUUCAUUUAUAUCAAUUCCAGCUCGAAUGCGUACACCAACAGAAAUCUUUCGUAUACGGAAUAGUCAAUUAAAUAUAAAUCAACAUGCUGAAUUUAAUUUAGAAUUAAUUAAUGCAAAUGAUCUAUAUAAAAAUUUAUCACAAACAACUAUUGAAAAUUUUAACAUAAAAAUUCAUUCACCACAUGAUGCUCAUUUAAUUGUUGUGAAAGAAUUAGAUCCAUUACAAGAAAUUGAAUUACAUAUUCAAAUGAAAAUUUUUACAAAUUCUAUUUUAUCUUCAAUGACGAUUAUGAAAGUUUUGAUUUAUGUUAGUCAAUACGAUUUUUAUCCUUAG
Molecule: messenger RNA, 2103 nt
Organism: Rotaria sp. Silwood1
Lineage: Eukaryota; Metazoa; Rotifera; Eurotatoria; Philodinida; Philodinidae
Source: the annotation of a GenBank genome assembly